AUGCACAAGCCACCUGUGUCUGCUACUGUACACCACUCUACAUACACAAACUGUAUACUACCGGAUGGCAAGCAGUUCCCGCGACACAACUUCAAGAAUGCCUUGUCAACCUUGUACAUGUACUGCCCGCUUGGCGGGUCGCCCUGCACCCUCCCUCCACGUUCAAGAUGCUCCGCGGCUCGCUCCAAUCCAAAACGCUUGCCACUCGCAGUUGUACAGUCUUCCUCUGCCCGCGCACUCAGUUCCUCUGCUGCAGCGAAUGAAUACGACUACGUCAUAGUCGAUGGUGGCUCUGCUGGAUGCGUCCUCGCUAACCGCCUCAGCGCUGACCCGACCAACAAGGUUCUUCUGGUGGAAUCCGGACCCAGCGACGUGGGCAAAUGGGACUCAGCUCGCAUUCACAUGCCUGCUGCAUUGGCCUACAACCUGGCAGAUGACCGAUACAACUGGAAUCACUACACUGAACCCCAGAAGAACUUGGAUGGCCGUCGUAUCCCUUGGCCUCGUGGACGUGUCCUUGGAGGUUCGUCCUCCAUUAAUGCAAUGGUCUACAACCGUGGACAUGCAGUCGACUUUGACGAUUGGGAGAAGAGCGGCGCCAAGGGCUGGAGCUACGCGGACUGCUUGCCGUACUUUAAGAAAUCGACGACCCAUGACCUUGGUGAGGAUGAUUACCGUGGCGGGAGCGGUCCGAUGCGCGUCACGAGGAAGACGCAGGAUAAGGCGCAGCCUCUUUUUCAGGCGUUCAUCGAUGCCGGUGUCCAGGCUGAUUAUCCUGAGGCAGUGGACAUGAACGGAUACCAGCAGGAGGGCCUCGGUUGGAUGGAUAUGACGAUCCACAAGGGUAAGCGCUGGAGUGCUGCUGCUGGCUACCUGCACCCUGCAAUGGGUCGUAAGAACUUGACUGUUAUUACCGACACAUUCGUGAACAAGGUCAUUUUCGAAGGCAAAAAGGCAGUGGGCAUUGAAGUUGAGGACAAUAAGUCCAAGUCAGUCUCACAGAUUCGCACGGCAAAGGAAAUCAUCCUCUCGAGUGGAGCCAUCAACACUCCACAGUUGCUCAUGCUGUCCGGUGUUGGUGACGCGGAGCAUUUGAAGGAGAUGGACAUUCCUCUCGUUCACCACCUUCCGGCACUUGGCAAGAACAUGGAGGACCACCUGGGCACGUACCUGCACUUCGAGUGCAAGAAGCCCAUCACUCUGUACAACGCUACUUGGCGUUUCCCUCAUAAGAUGGUCGCGAUCGCCCUCGAAUGGCUGACGUCGCAAACUGGUCCCGGAUCCUCUUCACAGAUCGAGGCUGGCGGCUUCAUUCGAACAGCUCGUGGUAAAACCUACCCAGACCUCCAGUUCCAUUUUCUACCGGGAUCCAUUGAUGAAGGACUUCACGUUCGUGCUGGUCACGUUAUGACUGGCCAUUGCUCGACGAUGCGAGCAACUAGCCGCGGUUACGUCAAACUUCGCAGUAAGAACCCAAGGGAGCACCCCAUCAUGGAGCCAAACUACCUCGACACCCAUGAGGACAUUGUUGACAUUCGCAACGGUGUCAAACUCACGCGCGAAAUCUUCAAGCAGAAGGCAUUUGACGAGUUCCGCGGUGACGCGCUUUCACCUUCGGAUAGCGCCCAGACCGACGAAGAGAUCGACGCUUGGGUGCGGCAAAAUGCUGGCACAGUCUACCACCCGUCCUGUACUGCUCGCAUGGGAAAGGACGAAAACACUGCAGUCGACGCCGAGACGCGCGUGCACGGUAUGGAGGGAUUGCGCAUCGUGGACGCGUCCAUCAUGCCCAACAUUGUUAGUGGGAAUCUCAAUGGACCGGUGAUCAUGAUGGCGGAGAAGGCAGCCGACAUUAUCCUGGGUAACCCUGCACAACCCAAGUCGAACGCACCUGUUUACCAAGCGGAGAACUGGGAGACUAGCCAGCGUUAA
Molecule: messenger RNA, 1932 nt
Organism: Phytophthora infestans T30-4
Lineage: Eukaryota; Oomycota; Peronosporomycetes; Peronosporales; Peronosporaceae
Product: choline dehydrogenase, putative
Exons: 3
Coding region: 1-1932 (643 amino acids)
Molecular function (GO): oxidoreductase activity, acting on CH-OH group of donors; flavin adenine dinucleotide binding
Source: RefSeq, a predicted model, not a curated record